Molecule: messenger RNA, 3297 nt
Organism: Amphibalanus amphitrite
Lineage: Eukaryota; Metazoa; Arthropoda; Thecostraca; Balanomorpha; Balanidae
Product: putative sodium-coupled neutral amino acid transporter 11
Exons: 10
Coding region: 900-2273 (457 amino acids)
Biological process (GO): amino acid transmembrane transport
Molecular function (GO): amino acid transmembrane transporter activity
Source: RefSeq, a predicted model, not a curated record
UGUGACGCGCAAAACCUUACAACAACGCGGCGUAUUGCGGCGCAGCGUCCCAUGCCUGGUCCCAUGUGUAAUGCGUCCAAUCCACCAGUCACCUUGAUUACGCAAUGGUGUUUUCGUAACAUGCUUAGUCAAGGGCUUAGUCUGGGCCCUGAAUUCAAUGCGUCUCGCCUGCCUCACAACAGUCAAUGUCAUCCCUGCGAAGUUCUGCCAGUGGCGUGCGCUGGAACGCGUACGGCGGACCGGACUGAGAGCUCAGUCGGAUAGCGCCGCAUGCAAUAGCCGACGCUAAUUAACUGCACCUCAUUAACCUGUGCUGUGCUUAGCUCCAUGCUGUGCGAUAAGACCCGGAACGGACGUGAUAGGGGCAGUCGAACAAGAGACGGGAUAUUGGAUCCGAACGUGCGCGACAACGCCGCUGUGUUUGGGCUCUGGAUGACGGCAGCGCACCAGGCACGUGACAUAACGCAGACGGGCACCAGCCGGCCGGUGCUGUGCAGCGUCGGCUUGUAUCUGGUCCGAUGGUAUCCUAUACGACGCCACAUGCAGUCGCAGUUCGUCAGGAAGUCCUAACAAAACUAUUGUGAGCACUGAGCAGCUGUGCGGCCCCUCCGCGGUGAACAGAACGGCUCUGCCAGACCGCUGCCGGCCGCUCCGCAUCUCCUGGCCCUGUGUGCGUGGCUGGGGAGGGGAGGUGGCCGCGUGCCGCGGGCGCUGCACCCUCCGGCACACCGCUGCGGUGGCUGGGAGCAGUGUGCGCUGUGCCGAGGACCGGCACACAGUCGGGUCGGCGCCGGCGACCCGUCCCCGACCGUGAUCAAUACCGUGGCGGCGCGGCGCGGCGCCGACCCCGCCCGCCCGCCACUCAACAGGCUGACGGCGCCCGGUGCGGGCACACGACCAUGGCCGAGGAGCGGCUGGUGCUCACCAAGAACGAGGUCACGGGCAGCAGGCAGGCCUCCGAAGAUGAAGAGAAAAAAGAGCAGAGCUCGCUGACAUCUGCCAGCUUCAACUUCAUAAACACAAUAAUCGGCAGCGGAAUCCUCGGGAUGCCGUACGCGCUGCGCCAGGCCGGUGUCGGCCUGGGCCUGAUGCUGUUCGUGCUGGUCGCCUGGAUGACGGACGCCUCCAUCCUGAUGCUGGUGCGCGCCGGUAACCUGGCCGGCACCAGCACCUACCAGGACACGGUGAUGCGCGCGCUCGGCCCGCCCGGCUACUACGUGCUCGUCUUCCUCCAGUUCACCUACCCGUUUGUCGCGCUCCUGAGCUACAACAUAAUCAUUGGCGACAACUUCACAAAGGUGCUGCUGCGAAUGACGGGCGUGCCGGCCGACAACCUGGUGGUGCGGCGAGAGUUCAUCAUCAUCGCCUCCACGCUGCUCAUCACGCUGCCGCUCUCACUCUACAAGAACAUCGGCAAGCUGGCCAAGGUGUCGCUGCUGUCCUUCCUCAUCAUCCUGACGGUGAUCGUGGCGCUCAUCUACCGGACCGCCACCAUGUGGGAGCAGGUACCGGUGGCGGAGGAUGCCUGGGUGUUCGGCAAGGGCGGCGUCGUCCAGGCGGCCGGGGUGCUCGCCUUCAUGUUCAUGUGCCACCACAAUGCGUUUCUAAUCUACUGCUCGCUGGAUGAGGCCACCGAGGAGCGCUGGGCGCGCGUCUCGCACUUCAGCAUCAUCGUCUGCGCCGCCGUGGCGGCCGUCUUCGGCGUCUCCGGCUUCGUGCUCUUCAACUCGUACUCGCUCGGAAAUCUGCUCGAGAACUACUGCUGGCACGACGACUUGAUGAACGUGAUGCGGCUUCUGUACACCAUCACCAUUCUCUUCACCUAUCCCAUGGAGUGCUUUGUCACCAGAGAAGUCAUCGAAAACACAUUCUUCAUCACCGACAUGAACAGGAACGAGCCGCACCCGUGGUCCCGCCACGUGCUGCUGACUGUGAUCAUCUGUUUCUCUGUGGGCAUCAUCUCACUCCUGGUCGAAUGUCUUGGCGCUGCGCUGGCCAUCAACGGCACGCUGUUCGCCACGCCGCUGGCGUUCGUGCUGCCGCCCAUCUGCUACAUCCGCCUAUCGCCGGAGAAGCUGGCCAGCCGCACCAACGUGGUGCCGCUGGUGGUACUGGUGAUUGGCACCGCGAUGGGCGUGUGCGGUAUUGUGGAGGCGUUUAUGCACCUGAGCGACUACUCGUCCGAGUGUAACCAUGGCCAGGAGAUGUUCUACUGUUCCGCGAACCAGACCUGGCCCGGCCACUCGGGUCCCCGCUACCCGGACCAGUUCUGAUGGGGUCUCUCGCACAAACUGCCAUCAAGCUCGUCACCGGUUCAGGCCGCCCUCGAGCGCUCUGCGUCGUCGUGAGAUGGUGUCGGUCUCAGUUGGAUUGUCAGGGGGUCGCUUUGCUGGCUACAGCGGGCGGCAGACCAGUGCAGAUUGUUGUGGGUCGGCUGUGACCCGCCCGGUGCCGCGCCGGCGUGACCAGUGCGUCCAUGCCAGCCAUGGAAGGCCGACUGACCGGAAAGCGGCCAGAUGUUGUGUACUCUACUGGCAAGCUUCUCGUACACCGCCAUCUACCGACCGACUAGUCGAUCGGCUCAGUGGCUGGGCCUGACACAGAUUCAGUCUGUUAGCCUGUUAGCCAUCUCCGGUCACUCUAUGGUCACACGUCUUCGAUGGACAUGGGUUGGUUAGUUUUGUUAUGAAGUCAAGAUCUUGAGACGCGAUCGUUUCUAAAACCGGCAAACGUGAAAAUGCAAUGGCUAAGAGCGUUGUCAGUUUUUAUUGUCAAAAUAGUAUUGGCGGUGAUUUAUGUUUUUAGUGCCGAGAGGCGAGAAACAUUUGUUUGGUUGUCUGUUUCUGUUGUGUGUGAAUUUACAGCCCAUUCUGUUGACAUGAAAUGUAAGAACUUUUGUCCUUUUAUGUGAUUAGCCAAUGUCAACCACUCGCCAGGCCCAGAAAAGGCUAAAUGGAGCCCGUUUUCAGCACCAGCUGUAUUCAUAUUUUUAAGUCUUACCUUCUCUUUGAUCUGAGCAUAUCCCAGGUGGAUACCAAAUUGACAUGAUUUGCGCGCCACACAUUUACACAGCUGUGCUAUUUAGUCUCAGGCUCUCGUCUCUCGGUCACUUCGAGGUCUAUGUCCGCACAGUUAUGUCUACGUGGGAGAGCGGGGCGGACUACUCAGGGCUCCUCGCGCCUGGGGAGCGGUUGGGAGGGUCAGCUUCUACAUGGUGAGAGCGUUUUGUGACUGUGUUACUGACAGCUGUUACAGUAUUAUAUAUUAUACGUCCAAAUACAUACUAUGUGGCAUGUG